AUGCCACUAACAGGACCAGAGAAGUCAGUAACCUUGAAGAGCCCCCUUCCUCCAACGUCCCAGAUUCCAGGUCUUGGUGACCUUGCAAAAGCUCCCCAUGAAGUGCCAUCCAGGUGCCGCAGGAAGUGGAUCAAAGAGACAGAUUCAACUUAUGUCAGGCUGGCAAAGCAAGGAGGCCAACCUGACCUACUGAAGCACUACACUGCUGUGACAAGUAAGUCCUCUCCAGUAGCAUAUGCUGCGCCUGACUGGUACUUGCACUGCUCCGAUCCCCCAGCGACCAGUAAGACACGGAGCUAUGUUUCCUCUCUACCAGAUUAUAUAAUUCACAGAGAGUUUAAGGCUGAUGAACAUUGUGGUAAUCGUUAUGAGAUAAGAAGAGGUCCUUUUGAUUUUGAUACAAAAAGUGUUUGGCAGCGGGAUGCUGAGGACAAAGAAAAGGCAGAGAAAAAGAAGGUAAAGCUCCCAGCUAUAAAUCCUAAAUAUCCAAGCAGAAUGCCAAAUGUUUCUACGAACAAGGAAUUUAGCGGGGAAAAAAAGCUUUCCUUCCCACCUAUGCCUGCUCAGAGAAAAAGUGAAGCAGUAAACUUUAGCAAAUUAAUUAGCAAUGGUUAUGGGACUGACUGGCUUCAGCAGCAUACCAGAAGGGACAAAAAGAUUCAAGAAAUACCAGAAAAUAGUGAUCAGUCCAAAGAUUCAGAGCCAUCAGAGUCUGAAUCAGCACCUACAAGCAACGAGUCAAAGCCACUGCCAA
This is a messenger RNA of Nestor notabilis (Kea), 754 nucleotides long. Its product is annotated as chromosome unknown open reading frame, human C7orf57. The annotation marks the transcript as partial. The transcript is spliced from 6 exons. The record is from RefSeq and is a predicted model, not a curated record. Lineage: Eukaryota; Metazoa; Chordata; Aves; Psittaciformes; Psittacidae.